Drosophila obscura is the source of this 3786-nucleotide messenger RNA. It is a transcript of the gene singed, whose product is annotated as protein singed. The record is from RefSeq and is a predicted model, not a curated record. Gene Ontology annotation, cellular component: actin cytoskeleton; cytoplasm. Bases 633 to 2207 code for a protein of 524 amino acids. Gene Ontology annotation, molecular function: actin filament binding; protein-macromolecule adaptor activity. The transcript is spliced from 6 exons. Gene Ontology annotation, biological process: cell migration; actin filament bundle assembly; establishment or maintenance of cell polarity. NCBI's taxonomy places the organism in Eukaryota, Metazoa, Arthropoda, Insecta, Diptera, Drosophilidae.
AACGGGUUUCAUUUCAAGUUCAAAGUAAGUCGUGAGCGGUUCUUUUCCAACACGGAGCUUCCAUUGUGUUGCGCGCAUGCGUCUCUCUCAGCCAAUUUGAAAUCGUGAAAAAUCCUUCUGCCAUACCACCACUACACACGUACACAAACGCGCAGACACUUCCAUACGCAGCAUCGGCAAUUCUGUCCCUGCGAAGAAAAAGCAAAUUAAGAAUUAAACGCUGCCUGUGAUUUGUUUACGUUUUUUUUUCUUGAUUUUUUGUAUUGUGCGAGUGUGAGCUCACGGAUUCGUGGAGACAACUGCCUGGAAGUGAAUAAAUAAGAAGAAGGGUGUGGACAGACAGAGACAAACGCAGGAACGCACGAAAAGACACACACACACACACGGGCAAGCAGACCGGCAAAAAGCAGCCGAAAAAGAGAAACGACAAAGAGAGUGCAAAAUAUAGAAAAGGUCGCGCGGCGCCGGUUCUUUAACCCAAGGAUAAUCGAAUCAAGCGAAUCGGUAAUUAAGCCGGAAUCAAGAUCAUCAGAUCAACAGCCAGGAGGAGACCAGCCAGGAGCCACAUAGAAAGCACCGAGAAUCAGCUCGUCCGAAGAAAAGACGACGACGCGACGGCCUUACCUAACCACAUGGCUCCAAUAAGCACCAUGAACGGCCAGGGCCUGGUCCAGGGGCAGGUCUGCGAGCUGAACCACAGCAACGGGGACAUCAUAUCACAGAACCAACAGAAGGGCUGGUGGACCAUCGGUCUGAUCAAUGGCCAGCACAAGUACAUGACUGCGGAGACCUUUGGCUUCAAGUUGAAUGCGAAUGGAGCCAGUCUGAAGAAGAAGCAGCUGUGGACCCUCGAACCCUCCAACACCGGUGAAAGUAUUAUCUAUUUACGAUCUCAUCUGAACAAGUACCUAUCGGUCGAUCAGUUUGGCAACGUGCUGUGCGAGAGCGAGGAGCGGGACGCGGGCAGCCGCUUCCAGAUCAGCAUCAGCGAGGAUGGCAGCGGCCGUUGGGCGCUGAAGAACGAGUCGCGCGGCUACUUUCUGGGCGGCACGCCCGACAAACUCGUCUGCACGGCCAAGACGCCCGGUGGCAGUGAGUUUUGGACAGUACAUUUGGCUGCACGGCCGCAGGUCAAUUUGCGUUCCAUCGGACGCAAGCGGUUCGCGCAUCUGUCAGAGUCGCAGGACGAGAUCCAUGUGGAUGCCAAUAUACCCUGGGGCGAGGAUACGCUCUUUACUCUGGAGUUCCGGGCCGAUGAGGGCGGGCGCUAUGCACUGCACACGUGCAACAAUAAAUAUCUGAAUGCCAAUGGCAAGCUGCAGGUUGUGUGCAACGAUGACUGCCUGUUCAGUGCCGAAUAUCAUGGCGGACAUUUGGCGCUGCGUGACCGCCAGGGCCAGUACUUGUCGCCCAUCGGCUCCAAGGCUGUGCUGAAGUCUCGCUCCUCGACGGUGACGCGCGACGAGCUCUUCUCGCUGGAGGACUCGCUGCCCCAGGCCUCGUUCAUUGCAGGCCUCAAUUUGCGCUAUGUGAGCGUCAAGCAGGGCGUCGAUGUGACGGCCAACCAGGAUGAGGUCGGCGAGAACGAGACAUUCCAGCUCGAGUACGAUUGGUCGGCGCAUCGCUGGGGCCUGCGCACCACACAGGAUCGGUACUGGUGCCUCUCCGCCGGCGGCGGCAUCCAGGCCACCGGAAAUCGACGCUGCGCCGACGCAUUGUUCGAGCUGAUUUGGCAUGGCGACGGUUCGCUCUCGUUCCGGGCCAAUAAUGGCAAGUUUUUGGCCACCAAGCGUUCGGGCCAUCUGUUUGCCACCUCCGAGUCCAUUGAGGAGAUAGCCAAGUUCUACUUUUACUUGAUCAAUCGGCCCAUUCUGGUGCUGAAGUGCGAGCAGGGAUUCGUCGGCUAUCGCACGCCCGGCAACCUCAAGCUCGAGUGCAAUAAGGCCACCUACGAGACCAUUCUGGUGGAGCGCGCCCAGAAGGGGCUCGUCCAUCUGAAGGCGCACAGCGGCAAAUAUUGGCGCAUCGAGGGCGAGAGCAUCUCUGUGGAUGCCGAUGCGCCAAGCGAUGGCUUCUUCUUGGAGUUGCGCGAGCCGACCAGGAUCUGUAUUAGGUCGCAGCAGGGCAAGUAUUUGGGCGCCACCAAGAACGGAGCGUUCAAGUUGCUCGACGACGGCACCGACUCGGCCACCCAGUGGGAGUUCUAAAGAGAGAGAGAGAGAGAGAGAGAGAUGAAGAGAGAGCGUGCUCCAACCAGGAGGCGCAUCAUCAGUAUCACAUUUCCAAUCCCAUGUGCGCAAGAAAUGGAUCCUAAAUAAAGAUUUGCAAAAGGAGGAAAACACAAGAACGAGAACGCGAACGAGCGAGUGCGAGAAUGGAGCGAGUGUCGAACAGAAGGAAGAUAAUUUAUAUAUUUAUAUUCAUAUAUAUACAUACAUGCAUAUAUAUACGUAUAUAUAUAUUGAGAGAGAGGGAUUUUUUUUAAACAAUCUAUUUAGCUUUUUAUACGUUUUAUACACAAACAAGAAAAACAACAAUAACAAAUUUUAAGCGUAAAACAAAACAAAAAUACAAAGAAGAAAACAAAACUUUGGUCGCGAGUCCUUCCGUUCUAACAGAAAUAUCAGCCACUAAGCAAAACGAAACUUGAAACUAUAAAAAACAAAAACAAAGGUUAAAAAACAAUUAAAUAAUGGUUACGCAAGCACAUAAAUUACACACCUAUAUAUAUACAGACACACAUAUAUAUAUAUAGAUUUGAUUCGUCAAGCUUAAAGUAAAAUUCGAAGAUAUAAAGGGAAUACAGCCCACGAGUAGAAGAGAAAAGCAUGUGGGUAGAGGAAGGAUGGUAAAAAGUAAAUCAACACAUAUUCCUAUAAAUUUAUUUAUAUAUUUAUAUAUACAUAUUGAUAUGAGCAGUAGCACCCCUACCCCCCUAUACCUAUACCACCACCCUACACCCCCCUACACCAAUGCCCUAAAUACACAACCAAACCACACACUUAUACACACAAGCGCAAACACACUCUCAAGCAAGCAAUUUUAUUAUGCAAAAAAAAAAAUUUUUAGACAGUAAGAAGUCCAAUAAAAAUUAAUCUGUAAUAAAAGAAGAAAUUAUUAAAAGAAAAAAAAAAUUUCAUCUCCAAUUACUCUUGGCAAAGGCAUCAAUCAUAUCCUUCAUACAUACAUAUAUCUACAUGCAUACAUACAUAUAUAUAUAUCUAUACUAUAUAGUAUACUCUCAUGUAUUGUAUUAGUCUUUUGUUAUUUAUUUGUGCCAAUAAUUUGGUUUUUUUUUUGUAAUUUCUUUUCUUUUAUUUUCACACCUUAAACGUAUCUAAAAUGGAAAAAAAUCCCAAUUUAGUUGCUAAAUCUUAAAAUGGAAAUGAUGUAUGAUACAUAUGAAAUAUAUACAUACCAUAUACAUAUAUACAGGAUCCAACAGAAAUUUUGCUGGGUCAGUUCUGGGGGUAGAAAGCCUUGGGAUUAUCAACAGAUUAUGAAAUUCAGAUGCUGCUUCACUUCCAUUAGAUGCUUUGCAAGUUCCUCUCUCUAUAGUUUGACUUUUACUUGGCUGUCUGUAUGGGAGAUUGAAGACUUAAUCGAAAUAUAAAUGAAAGGGUGUGUGUGGUCGUUGGAGGGUCUCCCAGCAGGAUACUAAUUAUGAUAGCCUCUAAAAAGAUGUCUUUAAAUUCUUCAAAUGUUUCUCUGUCUCUGUUCACCAUCUUAAUAUAAAUGGUUUAAGUUUCUUUCCUUUAAUUAUUAAAAAGGAUUUUGUUUUUUGAA